GCAUUAUUCCUUAUUGGCGUACAGACCGAUGACCAGUUCCCAAUAUCCGGAGGAGGCCAUGCUGACAUAUUCAAGGGGACGCUGGACGGGAAGCUGGUUGCCCUUAAAGUUUUGCGAACAUUCCAGCAAUACGACGCCCACACGAAGGACCUUCUACAGAAGAAGUUCCAUCGUGAGGCUAUGAUGUGGAGACAGCUCUCACACCCUAACAUCUUCCCCUUCCUCGGGGUUUGUGACCAUUUGUUUGAUAAAAGGCCAUGCAUGGUCUCGCCGUGGAGCUAUCAUGGCAAUGUCAUGGAGUUCCUGGAAAAGAACCCUAACCAUGAUCGUCUUAAGCUGUUACUAGAUGUUGCGACGGGCCUUGCAUAUCUGCACGGCCCAAAUCGAAAACUCGUCCACGGCGAUCUGAAAGGCGCAAAUAUUCUCAUCGAUGAUCAAAUGCACGCCUGCAUAGCAGACUUCGGGAUAGGGAAAUUUCUGCAUACCCCUGGUACUUACCCAGCGACUACCUCGUUGAAGGGAACCAUGCAGUGGAUGGCCCCAGAGCAGCUUGCUCUCGGCAAUGAUCCUUCGAAGGCCAGGAGUCCGGAGAGUGAUGUGUAUAGCUUUAGCUAUGUGUGCCUUGAGAUAUACACUGGAAAUGUACCGUGGCCCGAUACAGCAGAGUUUGCUGUCAUGGAGAAGGUACUCAAUCGUCAAAGACCUGAACGCCCCGCAGAUAUUCCGAUUCCG
Molecule: messenger RNA, 732 nt
Organism: Gloeophyllum trabeum ATCC 11539
Lineage: Eukaryota; Fungi; Basidiomycota; Agaricomycetes; Gloeophyllales; Gloeophyllaceae
Product: kinase-like protein
Exons: 5
Biological process (GO): protein phosphorylation
Molecular function (GO): protein kinase activity; ATP binding
Source: RefSeq, a predicted model, not a curated record